Messenger RNA from Dendroctonus ponderosae (mountain pine beetle), 3363 nucleotides. RefSeq names its product AN1-type zinc finger protein 6. The coding region runs from base 553 to 1167 and encodes 204 amino acids. NCBI's taxonomy places the organism in Eukaryota, Metazoa, Arthropoda, Insecta, Coleoptera, Curculionidae. The transcript has 5 exons. Gene Ontology annotation, molecular function: zinc ion binding; DNA binding. The record is from RefSeq and is a predicted model, not a curated record.
CCCGAAAUCAAAUCUAAACGCCAGUCAGUUGAGGGAGACGUCUAAGCGGGGACGUCCACCUCGCAGUGUAUUUUCGAUUUUAUUCAUUUUUCUUGCAGUUUCUUAGUUCAAUUUUAACUUUGUCUUUGCUUGGUAUCAACAGGCAACUUUUCAGAGUUGGUUUGGAUUAUCAGUGAUCAGUUUUAUAGUGUUUUUUCGAAUGCGCAUUAAUCACGGUGGGCCUGUGAAUUUGACUGUCGUCCAAUGGCGUAGGUAGUCAAUCACUUGCUGCUUUGAGUGCGUGAAAAACUGAUUAUUCUCAAGCUUAGAAGGAAACAAACUUCUGGAAUUGUGCGUGCACUUAUUAAAAUCAAUCGUUAUCUUUUCGAUAGCUAAGUGGAUUCUGAGGAAAAUUAACUUCGUUCUUUGUUGGACGUCCUUCAGGCCAAUCAGCUACGCAUUGAUUAGAAACAAAGCCAUUUAGAACGCAACUGAACCCCAUAAAAUUAACUGGGUAGUUGAACAAGAACCAGUCAAUUUCAAUUUGACUUUCGUGCACGAGUCGGUUUCGAGAUGGAGCGUGAAUCAAACCCUAUGCAGGCUCUAUGUCGGUCUGGCUGUGGAUUUUAUGGGAGCCCUGCGACGGAUGGACUCUGCUCACUUUGUUAUAAAGAACAGCUGAAGAAAAAGCAACAACUUCCUACCAAUACACCAGCUAGUCUUAGUUCCUAUCGGGAAACUUCCACAGCUCAACCAACCAUUAGCCAUCUUCCAACCCAAACUGUCUCUGAAUUAACUACAGAGUUGUUUUUUCAGAGUGCUGAAGAGGCACAAUCACCUUCACAUCAAUCCUCCGUGGCGGCCGCCGCAGUGGCAGCUGUUGUCAUUCCCGCUGAUGAAGCUCCUUCGCCCGAUCCAGCGUCUCCAUCCGGCUCUUCGGACACCACGACGUCCGGUCUCGACGAAAAAGACAGCGACAAGGAUGCAAAGAAGAAAAAGAACAGAUGUGCUACGUGUCGUAAGAAGGUUGGAUUAACUGGUUUUGAAUGCCGCUGUGGGGGUCUUUUCUGUGCCGUUCACCGAUACAGCGAUAAGCACGACUGCAGUUUUAACUACAGGGAAAUGGGAGCUCAAGAAAUUAGACGUAACAACCCCGUUGUGGUUGGUGAAAAGAUACAGAAGAUCUGAGCCCCGCCACACGGACCACAGCCGUCUGAGUAUCUCAACUCAGUGGGUGUGUCUAAAAUCAAAUUCGCAUUACUAUCUAUUAAUUACUGACUUAGUGAAGCCGAGGCGUGUUUCGUGAUCGGUGCGAUCUUAAUUGAUAGUUAUCGAUAAUAUUAGCAAAAUUACGUGCCUCUCGCGCUUAGGACGAAUAAUUCGAGUGCUUCAGGUGGACAGUGCGUUGUGACCGGGCCAAUAUGGCAGGUUGUCGGUUCAGCUACGGUUUUCGUGGGAAAGUUAAGGGGUUUUAAUUAGAUUUCAAUAUUUUUCUGGUCUGAACCCUUUGUACCAAAGUACUGAGUGUUGCGUCAGGGUAGAUUGUGCCGGACACUGAAUACUUACUCUGCGGCAGCAUGAUCAUUUGGAACGUAGAUUUUUGGAAGAGCAUUUUAAAACAAAGAGUUGCACGCACAAUUAAAAUUCUCUUCCAAAGCUGACCAACUGCCAUUGUGUAAAUUAGAAGACUUGUCUGUUCGAUUACCAUUACCUUAUUAUUGCCACUGAAAUUAUACUUCCGACGUUUAGUUUUUAUUAAAUAAAUAAAAAUUAUUAGCUAUGUACUUGUCAUUUUAGCUUCUUUGUUAUGUAUAUAGCCAAUAUUGUUUAAAUGUUUUUCGGGCCUCCCAAAGAAGGGUUUGUUGCAAAUUCAGGAGAUAUUUUCGGGUUUGUAAUGGUGGUCCCAACGCCUCACUAACAUCAAAAUUACGCCGUACUCAACGCCAGUUUUUUUAAGCCGGCAAUUUAUAUAAUCAAACGCUCAACAUUUCAAUUAUCUCAGAAAGCUUCAAAGGAUAUGAAUGAAAAUAAAAUUUUCACCUAUUCAAUAUAUUGACUUAAUCUACGUACGCUGAAAUUAUCUCUUUUACCGAAUGGCUUGCUCUUACAUUGAUCGAAAUUUACAAGUGCAAUAUCGAGUGUACAGUAAAAACUGAAAACAUUCUGGACCACCUAAAAUGAAACAUUUCUUGCAAAGUUGUUAAAACUGUUAAUACCAACCAACCUUUCUCAUAGGUUUGCAAUGUUUACUGGUUAGCUACUUUCCCUUUAUAUUAAUCUUGUGAGUUGGAUAGUUCAAAAUGUAACGUUACUCUUCACAAAUUAAGGCUUCUCUAUAUACAAAUAUUGGCUUUUUAAUUCACAAUCUUAAUGUUACCAUAUCAGAUUUGCUCUCAACUGUUUCCUAAGAUUUUUAAUUCGAUUAACACACAGGCUUAUCGGUUUGCUUACCCGAAAAAGACCAUCUAAUGAAUAUGUCCAUUUGUUUUAAUUUAGAGAAUGUUCGGUUUUAGUUUCAUAUCCUCAUUCUUUAAUGUGCAAGUAGUAUUUGUUAGGAUUUGUUUAGGUUUAUUAAACUGCGUUAUUGAUUUGUUUUUUUUUGUUUGGAAUAUUAUCGAGCCUUGGCAAUAACAGAAGCUGAAUGAAGCAUUUUUUUAAUUGGAAUACCUGAUUAGUGGAUACAACUUGUAAUAAAAAAACACCCUUUAUUUGAUUAUAGAUUCUAGUCAGCUUUAGCAUAUCUAACAGAUGACCAAAUUGCUUAUGUGUAACAAGAUUACAGUCCUCAAUCUAUACUAGUUCAAAUAUGUGAAACAAUAGGCGGGUUUUCAAAUGAUUUUUCUUGCUUAGAAUUUAUUCUGGGUGGGUGGGUAACGAGUUAACGGUUAUUUCUUAUUAACUUAUUUUGAGAGAGGAGUUAAUAAAAUUAGUGAUAUUAUUUUUAAGAUGUUACUAGCGCCCAGUACAUUCUAAAGGUAGUCGAGGCUUUACAUUCAGCGUUCUUACUCUUGGUUGUACUAUAUCGAAAAAAAACCUCAGGCAAGCUUCUCUAAAGCACAACGUGAUUAAAUCGACGCUAUUUACUAUUCGUUUCCUGAGAUUUUUGCUACUAGAAUAACACAGGUUGCACUAAUUUUUGGACUCUUUGUUAUUAGACAACGUGGUUUGUGUUAAUCAUAUUACGUUUUUUUUAUUAGCACAUUAUUUUUCUGUCUAUCUAUAGUUUGAGCCAUAUUAUAUAUCGUGCAAGAAAAAAUUAGUAAAUGCCAAAAAAAGUUUGUUUUCCUUAUCAUUUAUCAAACUACAAACUGUUUACAUAUUAUUAUUAUUCUAUUACUAAGUAAAGCCUUGUGUGGCAAUGUCUAAUAAAUCUAUUAUACAAAU